Messenger RNA from Ficedula albicollis (Collared flycatcher), 3032 nucleotides. RefSeq names its product proteasome 26S subunit, ATPase 1 (gene PSMC1). Lineage: Eukaryota; Metazoa; Chordata; Aves; Passeriformes; Muscicapidae. Gene Ontology annotation, molecular function: ATP hydrolysis activity; ATP binding; proteasome-activating activity. Gene Ontology annotation, cellular component: proteasome regulatory particle, base subcomplex. Gene Ontology annotation, biological process: proteasome-mediated ubiquitin-dependent protein catabolic process. The record is from RefSeq and is a predicted model, not a curated record. Bases 1 to 2871 code for a protein of 956 amino acids. The transcript is spliced from 17 exons.
AUGGCAGAGACUGAAAAGCUGAGGCACAUUGUUUGCAUUUUGAGCCCUGCUGAAUAUGGAGAACAGAAUAUUCCCUUCCUUUUUGAAAGGAAGUUCCGCUCACAGCCCGCAGGGGCGCUGCUGGCUCCCGGCCAGGCAGGGCGCGUGCAGGGGCUCCCCGCGCCUGCAGGGGGCGCUGUGGCCCGGGCCUGGCUUCCCUCACACAGCAAUGGCGGGCUGGGUGGUGGAACGGGCUGGGCUCGGCUUCCCUCACACAGCAAUGGCGGGCGGGCUGGUGGAACGGGCUGGGCUCGGCUUCCCUCACACAGCAAUGGCGGGCAGGAUGGGUGGUGGAACAGGCUGGGCUCGGCCUCCCUCACACAGCAAUGGCGGGCUGGUGGGGGCUUCCCUCACACAGCAAUGGCGGGCUGGGUGGUGGAACGGGCUGGGCUCGGCUUCCCUCACACAGCAAUGGCGGGCUGGGUGGUGGAACGGGCUGGGCUCGGCUUCCCUCACACAGCAAUGGCGGGCUGGGUGGUGGAACGGGCUGGGCUCGGCUUCCCUCACACAGCAAUGGCGGGCUGGGUGGUGGAACGGGCUGGGCUCGGCUUCCCUCACACAGCAAUGGCGGGCUGGGUGGUGGAACGGGCUGGGCUCGGCUUCCCUCACACAGCAAUGGCGGGCUGGGUGGUGGAACGGGCUGGGCUCGGCUUCCCUCACACAGCAAUGGCGGGCUGGGUGGUGGAACGGGCUGGGCUCGGCUUCCCUCACACAGCAAUGGCGGGCUGGGUGGUGGAACGGGCUGGGCUCGGCUUCCCUCACACAGCAAUGGCGGGCUGGGUGGUGGAACGGGCUGGGCUCGGCUUCCCUCACACAGCAAUGGCGGGCAGGAUGGAUGGUGGAACGGGCUGGGCUCGGCCUCCCUCACACAGCAAUGGCGGGCGGGCUGGGUGGUGGAACGGGCUGCAGCAGAAACCACGGAGCGGCGGCUGUGACAGCAGGGAUGAGCAGACUCCAGAGCAGCAAGGAAAUGUACCAGAAACUCCACAGCUCCUGUGUCCAGCAGGCAGGGAGUGUGGGUUAAGUGUAGCGUUGAAGCCCAAGGCAGCAGCAGAAACCAGCAGGGCUUGGCAGUGGCAGCGAGGCUCCUCCAUGGCAGCUGCCGCACACAGCCUGGGCCUGCAGGAGAAGCAAUGGGACAACAAAAGCUCCACAGGGGCAGCCAAUUCCUCCGGGCAGCAGCCACAGACCAUCUGUGCCUCCUCUGAUGCCGAAUGCGAGAGAGAGGAAGGAGCAGAGCCCAGCCCACCACCACCCAGCCAAAAUCUCAUCCUAGAGAAAACUCCCCAGGUGAUCCCAAAGCAGAGGAAGUACCCGCAGAUCCCCCAGGAGGAGGCAGGAGCUUUGGUUCUGGUGGGCAAACGCAGAGCAGCUGCUUUGGCCCCGCACAAGAACGGGAUCUCGGGUGCGGUGGGGCCGGGCCGGGCGGGACGCUUGGUUUUACUUUUGGGCAGUAAGCUGGAAUGUGUUAGCGCUUUGUUUAGGCUGGAGAAAUACAAUUACGGGAUUUACGGUCAAAGUCAGAGUGGUGGACAUGGUCCUGGUGGUAGCAAGAAGGAUGACAAGGAUAAGAAGAAGAAGUAUGAACCUCCAGUUCCAACUAGAGUGGGGAAAAAGAAAAAGAAGACCAAGGGACCAGAUGCUGCCAGCAAACUCCCCCUGGUGACUCCUCACACACAGUGCAGACUCAAGUUGCUGAAGUUGGAGAGAAUUAAAGAUUACCUCUUAAUGGAGGAAGAGUUUAUCAGAAAUCAAGAACAGAUGAAACCUUUGGAAGAAAAACAAGAGGAAGAAAGGUCCAAGGUGGAUGAUCUGAGAGGAACACCGAUGUCUGUGGGUACUUUGGAGGAGAUCAUUGAUGACAACCAUGCCAUUGUGUCCACAUCAGUGGGAUCAGAGCACUAUGUCAGUAUUCUGUCUUUUGUGGACAAGGACCUGCUAGAGCCAGGCUGCUCUGUUUUGCUAAAUCAUAAGGUUCAUGCUGUGAUUGGAGUCCUGAUGGAUGACACAGACCCUUUGGUGACUGUGAUGAAAGUAGAGAAAGCUCCUCAAGAGACAUACGCUGAUAUUGGUGGCCUUGACAACCAAAUUCAAGAAAUCAAGGAGUCUGUGGAGCUUCCUCUCACCCACCCUGAAUAUUAUGAAGAGAUGGGUAUAAAGCCCCCCAAAGGAGUCAUUCUGUAUGGCCCACCUGGCACAGGCAAAACUUUACUCGCCAAAGCGGUGGCAAACCAAACGUCAGCAACCUUCCUGCGAGUGGUUGGUUCAGAGCUCAUCCAGAAGUACCUGGGUGACGGCCCGAAGCUGGUGCGCGAGCUGUUCCGCGUGGCUGAGGAGCACGCCCCCUCCAUCGUCUUCAUCGAUGAGAUCGAUGCCAUUGGCACAAAGAGGUAUGACUCAAAUUCGGGGGGUGAGAGAGAGAUCCAGCGCACAAUGUUGGAGCUGCUGAACCAGCUGGAUGGGUUUGAUUCUCGGGGAGAUGUUAAAGUUAUCAUGGCUACCAACAGAAUAGAAACACUGGACCCAGCCUUAAUUAGACCUGGACGUAUUGAUAGAAAAAUAGAGUUCCCUCUACCUGAUGAAAAGACGAAGAAGCGAAUCUUUCAGAUUCACACAAGCAGGAUGACGUUGGCAGAUGAUGUGACUUUGGAUGAGCUGAUUAUGGCAAAAGAUGAUCUCAGUGGUGCAGAUAUUAAGGCAAUUUGCACAGAAGCUGGAUUGAUGGCUUUGAGGGAACGGAGAAUGAAAGUAACAAAUGAAGAUUUCAAAAAGUCUAAAGAGAAUGUUCUCUAUAAAAAGCAAGAGGGAACCCCCGAGGGACUGUAUCUUUAAGUCAUCUGUCUCUUUGGGAACUAUUCAGAACUUUCUGUGUUAAUGAGAGUCUUGCGUACAACCACACAGCUAGUUUGGGUUCAUGAACAGGUUAAAAGCUGGUGGGUUGUGGGUUUUCAGUCAGUGUAACUCUUCACUUCCCAAUAAAAUAUUCAUUUGAA